AUACUACAUCACCAUUCACCAAAAUCGACUGUUUUUUUGCUCUGCUUUCUUUGUGCUCUGCUUCUCUUCUCUGCAUCAUAAACAGAGCAUGGAGAAGCUCACAGUUCCUCAUUUUUUCUUCUUUCUCCUUUCAAUGUUAACUGUCGCUGGUUUCAAUCAUGUUUUCGCUGAUCGGGGUGUGAUCGGGAUUAACUAUGGACGGAUCGCUGAUAACCUGCCUUUGCCGAAUAACGUCGUGCAGCUUCUCAAAACUCAGGGCCUGACCCGCGUGAAGCUCUACGACACCGAUGCCACCGUACUCCGCGCCCUCGCCGGAUCUGACAUCUCUGUCACGGUCGCUCUGCCCAAUGAGCAACUCGCUGCCGCUGCCGCCAGCCAGUCUUUCACCGACGCCUGGGUGCAGAGCAACAUCUCCGCCUACCUCCCGGCGACCCAAAUUAAAUCCAUUGCCGUCGGAAAUGAAGUGUUUGCAGACCCAAACAACACGACCCAGUACCUGAUUCAAGCUAUGAACAACUUAUACGCCUCCCUUGUCAAGUACAACCUCAGUUCUUCCUCGAAUUCCAAUUCUUCAAUCAAAAUUUCUUCCCCAAUUGCUCUUAGUUCGCUCCAGACGUCGUACCCGUCCUCCGCCGGUUCGUUCAAAACCGAAUUAAUUGAACCAGUCAUCAAGCCCAUGCUCAAUUUUCUCCGAAAAACCGGUUCAAAGCUCAUGGUGAACGCCUAUCCCUUUUUUGCCUACACUGCAAAUUCCAACGACAUCUCGUUGGACUACGCUCUGUUUAAACAGAACGCCGGCGUCGUAGACUCCAAAAGCGGGCUUACCUACUACAGCCUCUUCGAGGCCCAACUCGACGCCGUUCACGCGGCCAUGUCCGCCCUCCAAUACAACGACGUCGCGAUAGCUGUGACGGAGACCGGGUGGCCUUCCAAGGGCGACGAAAACGAGAUCGGCGCCGGAGCCGCCAAUGCCGCUGCUUACAACGGCAACCUGGUGCGCAGAGUGCUCAACGGGAAAGGCACCCCCUUGAGGACGGAGACGCCACUCGACGUCUACCUCUUCGCUCUUUUCAAUGAAAAUCAGAAGCCGGGACCAACGUCGGAGAGGAACUACGGAUUGUUCUACCCGAACGAGGAGAAGGUGUACGAUGUACCCUUAACGGAGAAGGCAUUGUCGGCGCCGGUGAACGGCAGCAAGUCUCAGGUGAAUGCACCGGCGCCCAGCGGCAGCAGCGGCUCGCCGAGCGCAGCGGGGCAGACGUGGUGCGUGGCGAACGGGAAUGUGGAGGAGAGGAAGUUGCAAGAGGCGUUGGAUUACGCGUGCGGAGAGGGAGGGGCUGACUGCCAUCCGAUUCAGAUGGAUGCCACGUGUUUCAAACCGAACACCUUGGAGGCGCACGCCUCGUAUGCUUUCAAUAGUUACUACCAGAUGAAGAAGCGUGCCGCUGGCACGUGCUACUUCGGAGGUGCUGCCCACGUGGUCACCCAAACUCCCAGGUUUGGCACGUGCGAGUACCCUACUGGCUACUGAGAUGGGGAGAGAGGGUUUAAGGAUUUGUUUGGGAUUUGGGUUUUUGUUUUUGGGUUUUUGGGGGUUAUAUUUUUACAUGUAUGGUGGAUUGGGAGAUUUGGCAGAUUAUUAUUAUUAUUUUUUCUGCAUUAUUGAUGUAGGAGGGGGAAGUAGGCGUUGUGGUAAUGUGGUGGUUGUCAGCUGCUGACUCACUUUUGACUAUAUUGUUUGUAAUUAAUUCCUUAUUUAUAUUAUUAUUUAUUCUCCAAAA
Molecule: messenger RNA, 1781 nt
Organism: Malania oleifera
Lineage: Eukaryota; Viridiplantae; Streptophyta; Magnoliopsida; Santalales; Ximeniaceae
Product: glucan endo-1,3-beta-glucosidase 12
Exons: 2
Coding region: 89-1531 (480 amino acids)
Biological process (GO): carbohydrate metabolic process
Cellular component (GO): plasma membrane
Molecular function (GO): hydrolase activity, hydrolyzing O-glycosyl compounds
Source: RefSeq, a predicted model, not a curated record